AUGGUCAUAGGCGGCUGUUCUACCGCUCUCUGGGAUACCUACGGCCGGAAUACGUUUGCCAAGUUGAAAAGGAAUCUCCGAGGACGAAAACGGCCGUCGGACGUUGUUGCCGAAGAAAGCGUAAUUCCAAUGACCAUACCACUCCAGCAACCAUCAUCGACAACGAGCCUACAAAGGCGUACCGUUACGUCGAGAGGCGAUGAUACCCAGGGACACACUCCCGGCACGGAUGGCGUCUCCGCCACUGAGUCGAUUGGAAGCACAAUCCACCGUGUUGACACACAUUCUCACUCGCUCCCAUUGAAAUGGGGAAUCUUAAUCAUUGUAGCUUUCUUCGCCUCCUUUAUUGCCAUUAUGGUUGCACGAGGGACUCUUGAUAACCCGCCGCUUGAGCUGAACUUGUUUACGAACAUGUACCUGGCUGGAACCAUUAUCUUUGGUGGCGGUCCUGUCGUCAUUCCCCUCCUGCGCGAGUAUGUUGUUGAACCUGGAUGGGUCACUUCCCGGGAUUUCCUCAUUGGUUUGGCACUCAUUCAGGCAUUUCCCGGACCAAACUUCAAUUUUGCGGUGUUUCUGGGUGCUUUGGCGAUGACAGCUACCAAAUCGCCAACAGUAGUUGGAUCCAUAUUAGGAUACGUUGGAAUCUUCUUGCCUGGUCUGAUGCUGGCUGUUGGUUUCCAGAGCUGCUGGAGGGUCAUGAGAAAGUAUCAAGUUACGACCAGUAUACUUCGAGGCAUGAAUUCAACGGCUGUGGGCCUUGUUUUCACGGCCGUUUACCGGCUAUGGGAAAUUGGAUAUUUGAGCUCUGAUGCCUCCAACGGACAAAGCUUGGGAAAGGAGCCGUUUUGGUUGGUUGUGGCGGCAUUAGCGUAUGCCGAGAAUGCCUGGUUCAGCGUACCUCCCGCCAUAGCCAUUAUCUUUGGCGGAAUCCUGGACCCGCCCUCAACAAGCGAUGAUCACCUGACUGCGCGAGCCCUAAUUGCUUGUUCCGCCAACGAUCAAUACACGCCGCCAACCGAGUUCUCCUCCAGGAACACACAUCAACACCAGUCCAAAAUGGGUCGUCUUCACAGCAAGGGCAAGGGUAUCUCCUCCUCUGCCAUCCCAUACUCGCGCAACCCACCCGCGUGGCUCAAGACCACCCCCGACCAGGUCGUUGAUCAGAUUUGCAAGUUGGCAAAGAAGGGUGCUACUCCUUCUCAGAUCGGUGUUGUCCUCCGCGACAGCCAUGGUAUUGCUCAGGUGAAGGUUGUGACUGGUAACAAGAUUCUCCGUAUCUUGAAAUCGAACGAGGACCUCUACAUGUUGAUCAAGAAGGCUGUUUCCGUCCGCAAGCACCUUGAGCGCAACCGCAAGGACAAGGACAGCAAAUUCCGCCUCAUUCUCAUCGAGUCCCGUAUCCACCGCCUCUCUCGCUACUACAAGACCGUCGGUGUUCUUCCACCAACUUGGAGAUACGAGAGUGCCACCGCUUCCACCCUCGUCGCAUAA
Messenger RNA from Uncinocarpus reesii 1704, 1491 nucleotides. RefSeq names its product 40S ribosomal protein S13. Gene Ontology annotation, molecular function: chromate transmembrane transporter activity; structural constituent of ribosome. Gene Ontology annotation, biological process: translation; chromate transport. The record is from RefSeq and is a predicted model, not a curated record. The transcript is spliced from 7 exons. Gene Ontology annotation, cellular component: ribosome. Lineage: Eukaryota; Fungi; Ascomycota; Eurotiomycetes; Onygenales; Onygenaceae. The coding region runs from base 1 to 1491 and encodes 496 amino acids.